CAAGUUUCUGAAGGCUACUAGCAAAAACACCUGAAGAGUCCAGUGAAUACCAGUACUAAACUUGACCUGGUGUGAAUAUGCAGGUAACCAAUUGUGAAAUUUAUGACUGAGCAUGACUAUCAUUAUCAGCUUAGAUUUGUUCACAAAUUCUUUGUGAGAAUCUAAUACCAUGAUAAUCAUGACAAACUGAAGUUUCUCUAAAACUCUCACAAAACUUAUGGCCCACUGAAAUAAGUUUACCACUAUCCAAGGAAAGCCAACCAGACCCACAAACAAUGAGCACAAAUCAGUUUUUAAAAAGCUUUAAAAUUUAAAAAAAAUUGUGUAGAAUACAUAUUUUAUAUUAUGCUAUAAGCUGAUGAAUUAUGAGCACCGGAUAAUCUUAAAGUUCAGCAGUUUCUGUUUAUUUACCAUUUGUGGAAAGAAUACCAAACUGCAUACAUGUAGUUUAAUCCUUUGUAAAUGUCAGCCCCAACAUCGGGAAAAGUGAUUUUUUAGACUGAAUAACUUUUACUUUGCUCCACCUGGAGAAAUUUAUGAAUGUACUGGAAGAAUGUAUUUUAUUUUCUAUUCUCUUAGGUCUUGCAGCAGAACUGGCUUCAAUUUGUGUUAUAUCCCAUCAUAUACAAUCUAUACAACAGGAGUAGAUGCACAUCUACAUGCUUCACACAUGGGCAAUCAUCAAAAGAUGGUUUUCCACAGCACCACUGGGCGUUGCUCACUUUGGGCAACAAAAGGGGACCCCGGAUUUCCAUUCAUGGGACCUGCAGAGUUCACCUCCAACAACAGACGCAAACCAACUUUGGACAAAUUGAAGUGCAUGGGUGAGAGAGCUCUGGAAUGCAGCAGGAGAGAGAGAAGUCAGCUGAAAAGUUGCGACUGUCGACUUCAGGUGGUAACAGGCGCCGUGCAGAUUGUCGCACACGACGCCAAUUCAAGUUGUGCUCGGCCAGUUAAUGUGCCUGGUAGAAAAAACUGCACGAGAAUGCUUCGCGGUUACUCCGCCCUACUUGCAAUCCUGAUUUUAGCUGUCACAGGAGUGAGUCAAAGAGCAUGUCCAGCUGGUCACUACCAGUGCGACUCAGGCCAGUGUAUCUCAUUGGCUUGGAGGUGCAAUGGUGUCUUUAACUGCGAUGAUCGGUCAGAUGAGCUGGGUUGUGACUAUGGCACUUGUUCCACCACUGAAUACCAGUGCCCCUCGGGCAUGUGUAUUACCCAGUCAUGGUUGUGUGAUGGCAUUGAAGAUUGUCCAGAUAGAGAAGACGAGUCCAACUGCCCUCAAGUCACAUGCACGCCUGAUGAAUUUCGCUGUGCCUCAGGAGUUUCCUGCAUACCAUCUUUCUGGUUGUGUGAUUACUUUAAUGACUGUGAAGAUGGAAGCGAUGAGCAAGGAUGUGACUUUCCCACUUGUAGUGCAGAACAGUGGACCUGUGACAGUGGGCAGUGCAUCAAUGACAAUCUCCACUGUAGUGGACAAGUUGAUUGUUGGGAUCGCUCAGAUGAACAAAACUGCUCUUCUGCCAGGUGCCAUCCAACCCGGACACGUUGUGGCAGUGGAGAGUGCCUCCCUGGCUACUACCGAUGUGAUCACUACUCAGACUGCUGGGAUGCAUCGGACGAAGUCAAUUGCACACACGAUGCGUGCACCCGUGACCAGUUCACCUGUAACAGUGGUCAGUGCAUUCAGUCCAGCUAUGUAUGUGACGGUGUGAUGGAUUGCAGUGAUGCAUCUGAUGAGAUCCACUGUGUGGGGACUUUCUCUUGCCCACCCCAGCAGUGGCCGUGCCCGGAGAGUUUCCGGAAGUGCAUCGCCCUGGAUAAACUCUGCGAUGGAAGACAGGACUGCCCCAGUGGAGAGGAUGAGCAGACACCAUGCAGUACAAAUUCUUGUGGGUUUCUGAGUUGUGAAUAUCGCUGUCACUCGGCACCUAAUGGCGGGAUAUGUUAUUGCGACGCUGGUUAUGUUGUCAGUUCCAACAACAGAUCCUGCGAAGAUUUUGAUGAGUGUAGCCACUGGGGCUACUGCGAGCAGGGCUGUGAGAAUGUGCCAAGCUCAUACCAGUGCUCGUGUGCGGAAGGCUACCUUCUUGAAGCAAACGGACACUGCAGAUCACUGGCCCGAGAUGUCCCGUACCUUCUGGUCUCAUCAGGCCAAACAAUCACCCGCUCCAAUCUGAAUGGUCAGCAGGCGACAAGUAUCACCACGGUACCCCAGUUUGCAACCCCAGGCCACCUGGCUUACCACUAUGCACAAGGGAAGAUUUUCUUCUCUUCCCCUAACAGUGACAAGGUGUUCUCCUGCAACUUCCGGGGGGGCAACCCGUCCAGCCCACAGGUAGUUGUACAGCUGGUCGGGAACUCUGGUAUUUCGGAGCUUGCUGUUGAUUGGGUGUCUGACAAGCUCUACAUUCUGGAGAAUAUGGGCAAUCGCAUCGAAAUGGCCAAUUUGGAUGGAUCCCAUCGAACUACAGUCAUUGGUUCCAGUUUGAAGUCGCCAUCAGGAUUAGCUUUGGACCCUGUCAAUGGGUUCAUGUUUUUUGGCGAUGCUAAUCUCCAACAGGACACAUGGCACACUUAUUACUCCAAUUACGUAGAAACCCAAAAAAUUGAACGAGCUUUUAUGGAUGGAUCGCACCGAUUUGUGUUGACUGACCAGAAAGUCUACACAGUCAGUGGGAUUGCUGUAGACAUCCCUGCGAGUAGGAUCUACUGGGUGGAUCACACCUUGGACUGUCUUGUGACAAUAACCUAUGAUGGUCAUAAAAGGUACACCAUCCUUGAGGGUGGUCUAGUUCUACCCAACUCCCAGAUGCUGGCCAUCUAUGACCGUUAUGCAUUCAUUGCUGACCACACCAGAGAUGCGGUGCUGCGGGCUGACCGCUUCAACUGGACCUCUGACAUUACAGUCAGCCUGCCUGGAUCAGAAGAAGAGGCCAAUGGUGUGGCUGUUUACCACUCAUCACUUCAACCAAUUGCACCAAACCCCUGUGGCACGGACAAUGGUGGAUGUCAGCAUCUUUGUGUGGUCACCCGUCAGUCUGACAACCAAGGCAUCGGAUACCAGUGUAAAUGUGACAUAGGCUAUAAGUUGAACGAGGAUUCUGCAAACUGUACAAGGGUGACGUCCUUUCUUCUGGUGCACUAUGAUAGACUUUAUCGUGGCCUCCCACUGGACAGCAGUGAAGACUAUGACUGCAUGCAACCGCUUGUGACAAGUUUUCCUACCUUUUUUUAUCACUCCUACUUUGACGCAGCAUCGGGGUUUGUGUUUUACACUGCUUUUCAUACGUUGCAGAGGGCUGCAUUAGAUGGAACAGAUGAGCGGGUGAUACAGUCACCUCACAUGAAUUAUAUUGGGCAGUUAAGUUAUGAUUGGUUGUCAAAAAACGUGUACUGGGUUGACUACAAUCGCAACCUGAUUGCUGCCUUGAAGAUGGAUGAUGUCUUUGAAACCGAGACUGUUAUAUACCAGAGCAGUUCCGUCUCAUACUUCAGUUACAUCAAUGUUGCCCCUUUAGGAGGGUACUUGUUCUGGUAUGAAUAUUACGGGAGGCAGCUGAAGAGGUCCUGGUUGGAUGGAAGCCACGUUGAAACCUUACUGAGCUCUCAUGAGCUGAACCGGUUAUAUUCACUCACGGUGGACCACAGAGACAGCCUGCUCUUCUGGAGUUCCCUUAUUACUGAUUCCAUAUGGCAUUGUGACUUUGAUGGCCAGUCCCGCACAGAGGUCACCACGCAUGGAAUUCCUCCUUGGACAGUUUCUGUUUUUGGAAGUUAUGCGUUUUUCACCUACAAAACCAAAGUGUACCGUGUGGACAAGAAUGAAGGAUCCUGGCCAUUGGAGAUGUAUGACUUUUCCACAGUUAGCUUUCAAGUGAAGGUUUACUCUGAGGAUGUGCAAGGAGGGGAGAAUGAGUGCUCCCGCCUUGGACUGAAUGGCGGCUGCAGCCAUUUCUGCUUUGGAGCUCCCUCAGGGCAGCGGACGUGUGGGUGCCCCAUCUUGAUGAAGUUAGGCUCAGAUCAGCAGAGCUGUGAACCAGAUCCAGAUGGCUUACAUGCCUGGAAUUGCACGCAAACUGAAUACAAAUGUGCAGAUGCCUCCUGCAUCCGGCAGUUUCAAGAAUGUAAUGGUCAUGCCGACUGCCCGAAUGGUGAAGAUGAACAAGGAUGUGUGGGACGAUGUCGAACGGAUAUGACAUGUGAAGAUGAUCCCGGCAUUUGUAUAGGUUGGUCAAAAAGAUGUAACAAUGUGACUGAUUGUGCUGACGGUAGUGAUGAACAGAAUUGUAUUGAUCAUCGGAGAGAUACGUGUUCAGACGUAAGCUUUAAUUGCUCUGAUGGCACGUGCAUCUUACAAAGUUGGCGCUGUGAUACUGUUGAGGAUUGUCCUGAUGGUUCAGAUGAAGUCAAUUGUGAGGGCUACACCUGUCCAACCGACCACUUCAGCUGUUCGUCAGUGAUGAGGUGCAUUCCAGCCACAGAGGUCUGUGAUGGUUACAACGACUGCGGUGAUAGAAGCGAUGAAGCAAACUGUGGGGCGCAAGUGAACUGUUCAUCAUGGAUGUUUUCUUGUCAUAGUGGGAACUGCAUUCCCCGGUAUUGGCGGUGUGAUAAUCAGUUUGAUUGUGCAGAUGGAUCAGAUGAGCUAGACUGCCCCUCUGGAGGAAAUGUGUGUCUGUUGGAGGACUCUUUUAGGUGUGUGUCUUCCAGGAUUUGUAUCCCGGGUCGGUGGCAGUGCGACGGUAUUGCUGACUGUGAUGAUAGCAGUGAUGAGCCAGAUACCUGUCCUCCCGUGGUUUGCACUGGAUUUCAGUGUGACACCUGCGUACCUGAUUGGUGGGUCUGCGAUGGCUUCAGUGAUUGCCGGGAUGGUAGUGAUGAAGUAGGAUGUCCCACACCCACUUUUGUCUGCCCUGCCGAGUACUGGCUUUGCCCAGACACUACCCAGUGCAUUGCCUUUGCAUCCGUGUGUGACUUGACAGAAGACUGCCCCCAUGGUGAAGACGAAGGCCCUCAAUGCAAUGAUGCCUUUUGCUCAGAGAACAAUGGUGGUUGCAGCCAUAGGUGUCUCGAUACGCCCUUUGGUGUUGAGUGCACUUGCCCUCCUGGUUUCUACCUCAACACCACCAAACACUGCAUGGAUAUUGACGAGUGUGCCCAUGUGGGGACUUGUAGUCAAGACUGCUCCAACGGACUCGGUACCUUUCAGUGCUUCUGCACAGACGAGUACCUCUUAGAACCUGAUGGAAGAACGUGCAAAGUCACAGAUCCGUCAACUCCGUACCUGAUAGUUACACGCAGAGGGGAAGUUAUGAGAUUCUCUCUUUUAGAGCAGCGCAUGGAUGUCAUACAUAACUCCAAUUAUGAACCAAUCACCGCAUCGGAUUUUGACUCGGUGACAGGCAAUAUCUAUUUCUCCAAUUCUCAAGACGACAAUUUAUUGAGGACUGAUAUUAACGGAUCAAGUGCAGAGGCGGUCUACAGUAAUGGCAUUGCAUACGUGGAAGCCAUCGCAGUGGACUGGGUAGGUCGUAACAUCUACUGGGCAGACCGCGUCAUUGAUGUCAUUGAAGUCUCCAGUCUAGAUCGGGAUCACCGUGCAGUCUUAAUCUCACAGAAUAUCAGCAAACCCCGGGGGCUAUGCUUAGACCCAUCGGAAGGGAGUCGGUAUAUCUUCUGGGCCGAUUGGGGCCAGCUACCACGGCUCGAGAGGGCCGGACUGGAUGGUCAAGAUCGCACAGUCAUUGUCAGUGAGGACCUGUACUGGCCCAAUGGUGUCACCUUGGACCUGCCCACCAAAAAGGUGUACUUCGGUGAUGGACGCCUGGACUUCAUUGACUCCUGCAACUAUGACGGCACUGGGAGGCGGAGAGUUGUCAUGCGGUCACUGGGUCAAUCCCGGAUCCAUUCCAUCACCAUAUUUGAGGAUUACAUGUUCUGGACAGACAAAGGGAACAACGAGAUUUUGGCGGCCAAGAAAUUCAAUGGCGAGAACAUGACUCUGUAUUAUCCGUACGUGUACAGCUUAAUCGACCUGCAUGUGUACCACCCAGCCAAACAGCCAUCAGGGCCCAACCCUUGCAGCUCCAACCCUUGCUCCCACCUGUGUGUUCUGUCAUCAAAAGAGUCCACUGGGUACUCAUGCCUGUGCCCUGUAGGCCAGACACUUCAAGCGGAUGAUUCUUGCAGAGCGGCUGAUACUUUCUUGGUUGUGGUACUCCGCCGCAUGAUCCAAGGUAUCAGCUUGGAUCCCACUGACCUGUCCCUGAACAGCAUCCAGACAGUGACAUCUUGGGACGCCUACGAUGUGGACUUUGACAAGGACAAUGGGCUCUUGUACUGGUCAUCGGCAGUGGUGGAAGGUCACGAAGAGGACAGCGCAUAUAGGUCCAUUAUGCGAGCUGAGUUCAGCGGAGUCAACAGCUCUAUGGAAUUUGCCCCCACGGCCUACCUGGGCUCCCCAGUGGGUAUUGCCAUCGACCACCUCAGCCGCAACAUCUACUGGACCAAUCCCGACAAACACACCAUCGAGGUCAUGCGGCUGGACGGUGACAGCAACUACCGCCGCAACGUAGUGGAAAACAGUGGUGGUGAGACAUCUGUGAUCUUUGACCCUGCCGCGAUCUGCGUUGACCCCGGUAAUGGGGUGAUGUAUUGGGCUGAGAAUGGAGGCAUGGGCCUGUCGCCGGCAAUUACCCGAGCCAACAUGGAUGGCUCGGGAAUGAGCACGAUCAUCACGGAUAAUCUUGGCCACACUGAUUUCAUCACCUUAGAUAUUGAGCAGCAGAAGCUGUACUGGACUGAGGGCAUCAACCAAGUGAUUGAGCGUUGCAAUGUGGACGGCACUGGCAGAGAGACCGUCGUGGAGGAUGUUCACCAUGGCAUGGGCAUCACUGUGUAUGGCAACUACUUGUACUAUGCCGAUUCUGCAUAUGAGAAGAUAUUUCGCGUGGACAAAGAAACAGGCCAGAAUCCUGUGGUGAUGCGAAGCAACAUGCGUGAGCUGAAGGCCCUGAGGGUGGUUGCGAGGCCUGGGCCGACGUCUAAUGCCUGCACGGAAUCCAACGGAGGAUGCCAGCACCUUUGUCUGCCCACGGGCCCAAACACGAGGGCCUGUGGGUGUGCUGUUGGCUUCAUCCUCGAGUCUGACGGAAUAACAUGUGGAAACUUGAGCUCCUUUGCCGUGGUCUCUCAGCUGAAGGUCACCCGCGGUUUUGGCCUGGAGGGGACAGACCACCCUGAGGCCAUGGUGCCCAUUGGAGGAAGAAGCAGAUACACCCUUCAUGUUGACGUCCACGUGGCAGAGCAGUAUAUCUACAUUGCCGACUACGACCCCUCUAACCGCAACAAUGGAGACCGCAAUGGCAUCCGGCGUAUCAAACCGGAUGGCAGCGGGUUCCAGAAUAUUGCCGUGGACAGCCUCGGCCACUGGGGAACCCGGGGGCUGACAGUGGACUGGAUCGCUGGAAAUGUUUAUUGGAGCAGUGCCCAUGUAGAGGAAAGCUUCGUGGAGGUCAGUCAGCUAGAUGGUAGCCUUAGGAAAGUCCUAUGGAAGACGAGAGAUGACAAACCCAGGGCCAUGGCUGUCAACCCCAUCAAGAGGUACCUCUACUGGGCCGAUUACGGCCAGACACCCAAGAUCGUCCGAUCAUUCCUGGACUGCACUAACCGCACCGAGCUGGUGACUCGCUCCAUCCUCAUCCCCCGCGACAUUUGUGUUGAUGUCCAGACCCAUGACGUCUUUUGGGUGGACUCGAAUGUUGAAGUCUUGGAAAAGAUUGACUGGCAGGGAGGCAACCGGCAGACAAUCCGGGCAGAGCUGCCCAGACCUUAUGGCCUGGCUGUCUUCCGAGACUCGGUUUACUGGGUGGACAGAAACUUGGAGAAGAUUUUUCAGGCCAGUAAGCUGCCCAACAGCAACAAAGACCCAGUUGUGUUUCGCAGAGACUUGGAGAGCUUGAGAGAUAUUGCCAUCUUUGAUGCCAGCAACCAGCCAUCAGUGGCUGACAGCAGCGCAUGCAGUGUCAACAAUGGUGGCUGUGAGCACCUGUGCUUUGCCAUGCCUGAAGGUGUUGCUGUGAGUCGAAUUUGCCAGUGCUCUGUAGGGUACUUGGCUGACAAUGGACAGGAUUGUCUGAACUUCACUAGUUACUUGGUGUAUGUCGUGCCUCGUGGGAUCAGGAGUGUGAACUUUGACCCCAGGAAUGAGGCCGUACCCUCCCAGCAGAUACAGGUAGACAACCUUCGGUCUCUGGUGGUGCAUGAUACCCUGCAACGCUUAUACUGGGUGAAGGACAAUCAUUUGAUGUACGUCUCUAUCCAUGGUGGGCCAAUUGUAGAUGUCAAAGAGUUGGACAUAGGAUCCUCUGUACACAUCGCUCUGGAUUGGAUUCACAAUCGCCUCUACUUUGCCUCGUACUACCGCAAUGCAAUCUACUCCACAGAUCUUGAUGGGAAUGACCUGCAACUGGUCACGCAUGUCCGUCAACCAUUGCAACUCAUUAUCAAUCCAUGCCUAAGGGUCAUGUAUUUCACAAGCACACAUAGCUGGUUUCUCAACAUUGUCUAUUGGUCUUCCACUGGAGGGGGUCCCAAGGAGAGGUUAGCGUUUAUCAUAAGCCACAGUCCAGAGGUGACAAUAGACUUCACAGAUGGCUGGCUGUACUACACAUCGCUUUUUAGCAGUGUUCGACGGAUUAAACUUGAUGGAUCAGUGCAGGAGACAGUUUUAAACAACUAUGAUUCCAUCAACUGGAUCCUAGUGCACGGAGACUUUCUCUACUUCACACAGGGCAGUUAUAUCAAAAGGAUAGAGAAAGACACUGGUGCUGACCUAACCGUCAUCAGCAGUAGCCGUGGCAGCCAUAUUUCCAGCCUGCAUGUCUACAAUGGUGAACUUCAAACUUGCACCAGCACUCCCUGUAACGUCCAGAAUGGAGGUUGCAGCCAUGGCUGCAUGGGGACAGUGGAUGGAAGUGUGCGCUGCACGUGCCCAGAUGACCUCAUAAUUGGCAAUGAUGGGCGUGUCUGUGUGCCUACCAAUGCAACUUGUAGUGGAACGACUGAGUUUACCUGUGCUGAUGGGUCCUGUAUUCCCAUCAGCUGGGCUUGUGACUUGGACAGUGACUGUGGAGAUUCAUCAGACGAAGCACCUUAUUUCUGCUUUGAUCAUACUUGUGAGUCAUCAGAAUUCCAGUGCAAUAAUGGACGCUGUGUCCCAUCUUCCUACCGUUGCGACUUUGACAACGAUUGCAGAGAUAACUCGGAUGAAAAUGACUGCCCCUUCCCGACAUGUGGGGUUGACGAGUACACUUGCCCCAAUGCCCGCUGCAUCCCGCUGAGCUAUCUGUGUGACGAGUAUGACGACUGUCGGGAUGGCAAUCACACGGAUGAACGAAACUGCCCUGAGGUCACCUGCAGGCCUGGCUUUGUAAGUUGCCCCAAUAACCACAUAUGUAUUCAUCCGUACUGGCGCUGUGACGGGGAUAACGACUGCUUAGAUAAUUCUGAUGAAAACCCGCUCUAUUGCCAGCAACAAGACUGCACGGAAAAUGGUCAUAGGUGUGACUCAGGCCAGUGCAUCUCGGGCCUGUGGCUGUGCGAUGAUGAUUUAGACUGUCUGGAUGGCUCUGAUGAGGGAGCUUAUUGUAACUCUGUGGAUUUCACUUGUGCAGCCAACUAUUUUACCUGCGACAAUAAGAACUGCAUCCACAGUACUUGGAUCUGCGACUCAGACAAUGACUGUGGAGAUGGGUCGGACGAAGACGAACGCCACAACUGCGAUGAACACCAGUGCUCCGAAGACUUCUACACCUGCCGACAGAACCGGCCCAAUCGCAACCGCUGCAUCCCCAUGCAGUGGCUGUGUGACGGACUGAGUGACUGUGAGCAUGCAGACGAUGAAGACAACUGCACAAGAACCACUUGUGAUGUUGACCAAUUUGCCUGUGACAAUGGACUGUGCAUUCCACAGUCCUGGUUCUGUGAUCAUGACAAUGAUUGCGGUGAUCAAAGUGACGAGGGCGGCCAUUGUGACUACAGAACGUGCAGUUCCUCUGAGUUUACGUGCAGGAACGGUCGAUGCAUCCCAGCCUCCUGGCAAUGCGACACCGACAAUGACUGUCGAGAUUACUCCGACGAACAGAACUGUGCUACACCACCCCCGUGCCAGGAUGGAUAUUUCGAAUGUUUGAAUGGCAACUGCAUCCUCGAUAGUCUUGUGUGCGACAAGACAAAUGACUGCACGGACAUGUCCGAUGAAAUGCACUGUGAUAUCAAUGAGUGUGAUAAUUUGGAAGCCAACCAGUGCGAACAUUACUGCAAUGACACACGCACUGGCUACUUCUGCUCCUGCCAGGCCGGCUACACACUGGAAGCUAACGGCAAGACAUGCCGAGAUAACAAUGAGUGCAACGAGAUUCCAGGGGUUUGCAGCCAGUUGUGCGAGAACACCCGCGGAUCUUACUUCUGCAAGUGCGCUGAAGGUUACGAUGAGGAGAGGGAUGGGAGAACGUGCAAGCACACCCAAGGUGGGGAUGCUUCCCUGAUCUUCAGCAACCGGUACUACAUCCGCAAGUUGAGCCUGGAUGGCCAGCAGUAUGACCUAAUCAAGGACGGUCUGUUCAAUGCCAUUGCUCUGGACUACGACCUGAAGGAGAACCGGCUGUACUACCUCGACACGGGCACCGAUAAGAUCUACCGCAUGUUCUUUAACAGCACUGAGGCAGAGGUGAUCGUACCCUAUGCCUUGGGAAGUGGACAAGGGCUAGCAGUGGACUGGGUUGGCAGGAAACUCUAUUGGCUGGAUUCUGCUCGUGACGUCCUGGAAGUGUCAGAGCUGGACGGCACACUCAGGAAGACACUUGUCUUUCAGGACAUGGUACAUCCACGUGCCAUUUCCGUAGAUCCCCGCAAUGGGUCCCUGUACUGGACUGACUGGGGUUUGAGGGCCUACAUUGGCAGAAUGGGAAUGGACGGCAGUAAUCCAACGAGAAUCAUCAACGAAGGACUGGUCUGGCCCAACGGCCUCACAGUAUGCUAUGCUUGUGACAAGCUGUACUGGGCUGAUGCCCAUCUCAACUACAUCGGCUUCUCCAAUAUGGACGGCUCCUAUGUUCACAAGCUCCCCGGUGAGGAGCUGGCGCACCCAUAUGCUGUGUCGGUUUUUGAGGAAUACAUCUACUGGACGGACUGGGACCAUGGAGCCAUCUUCCGGGCCAACAAGUCCACGGGGGCCAAUAGGACCAUGAUGAGAGAGGUGCUACACCGACCAUUUGACAUUCACGUCCUCCAUCCACUCCGCCAGGAUCAGAGUCUUGUCAACCCAUGCGGAUCAAACAAUGGCGGGUGCUCUCAUCUUUGUCUCUUGGCCCCUGAAGGAGGGUACACCUGCACCUGCCCGGACAACUUCAUCUUGUCGACCGAUGGGCAGAACUGCUUGGCCAACUGCUCAGUGCUGGAGUACCGCUGUGCUGACAACAGUGGUUGCAUCCCACUCAGCUGGAAGUGCGACACGGAGGCCGACUGCCCCGAUGGCUCAGAUGAGCUGCCUUCCUGUCCAGUCCGGCACUGCGAUCUGGGCUACUUCCAGUGUGACAACCUGCAGUGUGUGGCUGGGUUCCAGCUGUGCAACGGAGAGGACGACUGCGGGGACGGGUCGGAUGAACCCAUGUGCGACCAGACCCACUGUCAGGCCUGGGAGUUCCGGUGCAGCACAGGCAACUGCAUCCUACACAACCAAGUCUGUGAUCAGAGAAACAACUGCCCAGAUGGCUCGGAUGAGAAUGCUGAAGUGUGUCAGAGCCGGACUUGCUCUCCAGGCUACUUCCAGUGUGAUAACGGCUAUUGCAUUCCUGAAGCCUGGCGCUGCGAUUUUGACAACGACUGCGGUGACAACAGUGAUGAGCCCCACAGAGAGUGUCAGCAAGUCACAUGCCCCUCUGGUUGGGAAUCAUGUCGCACCAACUACCGUUGCAUCCCAUCCUGGGCCAUCUGCAAUGGCUACGACAACUGUCGGGACAACAGUGAUGAGGAGAACUGUGAGGAACGUACGUGUGACCCGGGCCAGUUCCGCUGCAGCAACCACCAGUGUAUCCCGCAGCGCUGGCACUGUGACUUUGAAUUGGACUGUGAUGACGGGUCGGACGAGUCAGCCGACUGCCCCUUCCGGAGCUGCAGCGAGUCAGAGUUUCGCUGUGCCACGCAGCAGUGCAUUCCGACUCGCUGGGUCUGCGACCACGACGACGACUGCGGUGACAUGAGCGACGAGCUGGCUUGCAUCAAUCACCAGUGUCUUGAGGGCUAUGUCAAGUGCACCAGUGGGCACUGCAUCAAUGAGAACUACUUGUGCGACGGGGACCGGGAUUGCUUGGACUACUCUGAUGAAAUCAACUGCCCGACUCGGCUUCCUGGCGGCCUCUACUGCUUUGCCUCCGAGUUCACCUGCAACAACACCUUGUGCAUCAGGACAGACUGGGUUUGUGAUGGGGACAAUGACUGUGGUGACGGGAGCGACGAACUUCUGAGCAUCUGCGCCACACGAGAGUGCGACACCAGCACCCGUUACCGGUGCUACAAUGGCCGUUGCAUCCCCCAGUGGAAGACUUGUGAUGAGGUGGACGAUUGUGGGGAUGCCAGCGACGAGAAUAACCACGACCUCUGCCAGGCCCCUGUGGAGUGCCUGCCCGGCCAAUACAAGUGUCCUAGCGGUGCAUGCAUCCCGGGGAAUUACAUCUGCGAUGCAUACAAUGAUUGCGGGGACUCGGCUGACGAAAGAGGAUGCAAUGAUGGUCCAUGCGCAGAAUCAACUUGUGAGGGGAACUGCACAGACACUGAUUGGGGUCACAUCUGCGCUUGCUUUGAGGGCUUGGAAUUAGGACCCGACCAUCUCACCUGUGUAGAUAUUAAUGAAUGUCAGAGCAACCCAUGCCCUCAACUAUGUAACAACAUCAAAGGAAGCUACCAGUGCCAAUGUGCUCCGGGGUACUUUGACAAGGGUACACGGGGAAUGGACUGUAAGGCCGAUGGUGACCAACCGACAUUUGUUUUUGGUGACGGCAGUGACAUACGUAGGUACAACAACAAUACCAAGAAAUACACUGCCGUUGCGUACGAGCAGGGCCUGAUUCAGGACAUUGAUUACAAUGUGGGCCAAGAUGCUCUGUACUGGGUGGACAUUGCCCACAGUGCCAUCAAAAGGGCUCGGUUCCCAGCCAACGAAGACCAACUGGCAGUGGUACAGAAAACCAUUAGCAAUCUCAACAGACCUCAGGGCAUUUCUGUGGAUUGGAUUGCUGGGAAUGUGUAUUGGACAGAUCUUGGCAUCAAGACAGUCCCUACCGGACGAAGAAGACGACAGGCUUCUUCCUCCACAAGUCCGCGCGUGGCCGUGGCUAAACUGGACGGCCGCUAUUCCAAGGACCUGAUCACCACUGCCAUCAACAAACCCACCGCCAUUGCUGUCAAUCCCGUUCGUGGCGUUCUGUAUUGGACUGACACUGGCACCGAGCCCAAAAUUGAGAUAGCCUGGAUGAAUGGCGGGUCGCGGAGUGUGCUGGUCUCUGACGGUGUCUCCAAUCCAACAGGUCUGACCAUCGACUUUGCCAACUACGGCACCGUCUACUUCUGCGACAACAAGGAGAACAGGAUUGAGUCCAUGAACUGGAAUGGAGAGCAGCGCAAACUCCUCAAGCGAGGAGACUAUCUGGAGCAUCCAUUCCAACUGGAGGUCUUCAGUUCUUUUCUGCACAUCACCACCGAGCCCAUUGAUUUCUCUGGCAAAAUUCUGACCCUGGACAAGCUUGGCCGCGGCAUUCCCACCACCCUCAUCAGGGACAUCAACUUGCCCAGCGGGUUGGUGGUGCGCCAAGAGCAGCGCUACCCCAACCACUAUGUCAAUCGCUGUGACAAGAACCCCUGCAGUCACCUUUGUCUCCUGACACCACAGAUAGCCGGAAACCGUGUCACCGAUGGCUACGUGUGUGACUGUCCAAAUGGGGAUGUGUUUAAGUCUGGCAGUACCUCCACCUGUAGUGGAGCUAAAGAAGAGCCCACGCCCCUGCCUCGACUCCCCAACUGUCAGUGUAAGAAUGGUGGAUCGUGCAUCUCCCCGGGCAAAUGCGAGUGUCCAUCAGGCUUUGAAGGGGAUACAUGCGAGAAACGUACUCCACUUAAACAUGGUGGCCCAAGUGGGGGAGCAACAGCUGCCAUUGUGGUGGUGGUCCUAAUCAUUGUGGUUGUCGGAGCUGUCUUUGGCUUCUUCUUAAUCCGUCGCUACAGAAAUAGAACUUCUAAGUCUGGAGCAGAUGGUGCCGUCAGCUAUCGUGGUGGCGCUAACAUUGAAAUGCCUGCUCAUCCACCCACAACCGAUGGGACUGGGGUGGUCGAGGUAGGGAAGCGUGAGGAUGGCAACUUUGAGAACCCUGUCUAUAACAUGCAGUCACCUGAGCUGCAGGCAGUGGGCAACUAUGACAAUGUGACUCCCACGGCCCAGGCGGAAGCCCUGCCCACCAAGGUGGACCUAGGGGCUGAUCUGACCCAGGCCGGCCCCCUCCCAGAGAAAACUGGCCUCCCAACCCCUGCUUACUCCCCCACUGAAGCUGAGGGAGACACAAAUGUUUUAGUGACUAAGGACAAGAUGUAAGGAGAAUUGAGUGGUGUUCGGAGGAUGGAUCGGAUCAUAAAGAAAAGUCCCAUUUUGAUACCUCGGACCUACUUUAUGUUGCUUUCAUUUUUUAAGGGAACUGUGUGGCUUGCACUUGUGUGAGGUUUUGCUUUGCAUAUUCAUAAACGUUUUUUUUUAAAUCACAUGCUUGAUAUCCUCUGAAGCUCAAGCUUUUGGCAUAUGCAGCUUAUGUAAACACGCAGAACAUCUCAAAGUACAUCGUAUGCAAGUGAAUUAAUGAGUUAUGGUGUAUGUUUUGGGCGAUUGUUGAAAUGGUGUGGAUGAAAUACAACAUAAUUAGUCCAUUCAUGGUGUGUAUUUGGGAGAGUGUCCUGAACUGAUAAUGCGUACACAUUUUAUAAUGGUUUGGAGGGUGAUUGGGAUGCAUUAGAGCAGUUUGUGAUGCUGCUUCAGUAAUGAGACUGAAAAUGGAAACAAGUUUCGAAAUAAAUAGGAACAGUGUGCAUAAAGAUUUUUCUCCUCAAUAUGCCACUGUGUAAUGGGAAGGUUUUUUUUGUAUUGAUGUUAUUAAUUGCACUUUGCAGAGCUUGUUUUUUAAAACAACUUUUGCCACAUGCCCCAAACUAAGUACAAUUUAGGUUUUGAUGAAGUGUCAUCUACAAUGUAUUCGGCUACCUUUUUUCUAUUCAUUUUAGCGAAAAAAUCCACUGUGUGAAAAUAAAGGCUUCCAAUGAACCACUUUUUUUUGCACAAGAGUUUUAAAGGCUAUUUAGCUGUGAAGAUUUUUAGGAUGAACAAGAAACAACCUGCUUUUUAUAUGCAAUGUUUGUAAAGCAAAUCUUUCAAUUUGUAAAUAGAUUCACUGGAAUGGAGAUCAUAUUCGCCAAAUCAACAAAAAUGCAUUUUUCUGUACUUUGAUAUGAAGCCCGUGAGGUCCCCCCUUUUAAUUCAAAUUGUACACAUGAAGGUCUUUCUUGACCAUACGCAUAUUCAACUGUAUUCCCGUGUGAAAAUAAUGGUUUAAUCAGGGUUUUUUUAUAAGGUGAUAUUGAACGAUACAAAGAUACUCUGUCACUGUCAAGAUGAACUGAAACACCCAUCCCAUCUACCGCUGAUCUGAACUCUGGCUAUGCACAUUAAUAGUGGAGAUCAUACAUUGACCAGGGUCACAGUUUAGUACAUUAAAUAAGGACGAAAAAAAAAAAAUCAAAUAUAAAGUGCUAAACACGCUUCAGGGCAGUUCUCGUAACUGUUGGGAAAUAAUCAAACCGACUACCAGUUACCACCAGUGGGAUUCGAGGUAUGGUUUACAUACCCAGAAACGGAAAGAAAUAAGAAAUUGAAAUAUAGCUGUGUACUCGAAUAGUUUCUUAGCUCUUAAUCCUAGAAUUGGUAUUCAGAUAAAAAUUCUCACUAUACUGCUGUUUGGUUUCACUAUUUGAACACCAAAUAUUCAUGUAUAAAAUAGGUUUUUAACCAUAAAAUUGUAAAGGUAUAUGUAGACUUCUCGUAACGUUUCCAUGGUAGCUUUUUUCAGAAAAAAAUCCUUUGACAUUCCUUAUUUGCAAAACAAUUUAUAUCUGAAACAUAUCUGUACAUAGAAUUUCAUACAAUAGCCAAAACAUUUUGUAAUGUCUCUUUUUUACUAUGAUAUGAGAGAGUGUAAGCAACAGGAGUUUAUUUUGCUUUUAUACAUGUACAUGAAAUAUUUUGUAUUCUUAAGUGCAUGUUUUUUAUAGAUAGUAGGUUAGUGUUUGUUGCCAUAAAGGGUUUUGCGUAUUUUCCGGUUAUCAAGAUGUAGGCGAUUUCAACAUUCAAAUAUUUGACAGAUAACUAGAAGACAGAUUAUCCAUCAGAUUAAUGCUGAAGUUUUGCCUGGUUGGAUUUACCAAAAGGCGAGCAAAUAUUUAGCAAGAUAAAAACACUUGUCUUAUAGUUGUUUCCCAAAUGAAACGUACGCAGAACUUUGAAUGUAUCACUGUUGAAACCACAUACUAAUGAAAAAAUACAGGACUUCUCUUUCGCUUUAAUUCUGACAUACCGAUAUUUGAACAUAGCGUAUUCAACGUUCAUGCAUAUUCAAAAAAUAUCUCGAAGUCGUCGUCUGAAUGUAUUUUGGUUCUAUUAAUAGUUCGUGUUGUGGUCAGUCUAGUUAUCGAUGCGUUUAUAUUUUUUAUUGUUGCUUGCAGAUUUUUAUGUUAACACGUUUAAAGCAUAGCAAAAUAAGGAUAUUCCUUUAAUGUUGCAGUAUGGUUUGUAAGGACUCGAAAUAUAUUCUGAAGAAUAAAGUACUGCGGGAUAAGUGGUGUUAA
Acanthaster planci (crown-of-thorns starfish) is the source of this 16935-nucleotide messenger RNA. Its product is annotated as low-density lipoprotein receptor-related protein 2-like. Gene Ontology annotation, biological process: receptor-mediated endocytosis. The record is from RefSeq and is a predicted model, not a curated record. Gene Ontology annotation, molecular function: calcium ion binding; protein binding; hormone binding. Gene Ontology annotation, cellular component: apical plasma membrane; signaling receptor complex; plasma membrane. Lineage: Eukaryota; Metazoa; Echinodermata; Asteroidea; Valvatida; Acanthasteridae.